CAGAAGUUCGAUCUCUUUAGAGCUUUUAUCAGAUGUAGUCUCUAUUAAACGCUGAACAAAAGAGCUUUCGCUCAGUUGCGACUUGAGCUUUGGAAGUAUUACACACAAUCGCAUCCAAACGAUCCACAUAUCGAAAUAACAAAUGUCGACUGUAACUGCACCGGAAUGGGUAAACCAACAGCUUUUCAGUGAUUUACUGAAACAGAAUUACGCAGAUUUUGAUACAAUACAAAAAUUUGAGUGCACUUCAGCGAUCAGUGGAGGGGAAAACUACUUGACGAUUGUGUUGAGAAUCAGCAUUGAGAUGCGACUGAGAGAUGACAGCAGCAAAGCGGAGAGUUACAUACUGAAAAUUCCAUUGGUCAAUGAUCGUGGCGAUGAGCACGACUUUCAUGAAUUGUUUAUCGCUGAGGCUGAUAUGUACGAGCGUUUGGUGCCCGAGCUCGAGCAGUUGUAUGCCAAGCAUACAGAGCUCUCUGUGAGAUUCAAGCCGGCUCAUCUGAAGUUCAUCGAGAACCCGCCCAACUGUGACUAUAUAUUGAUGGAAGACUUGCGCUCGCAGGGCUACAUAAAUCUCGAGCGUAUGAUAGGCCUGGGACAAACGGAAAUCAAGGCCGUGCUUAAGAAAUUAGCCCAAUGGCAUGCAGCCUCCGCUCAAAGAGUCGUCGAGCUGGGCGACUAUGAAGAAACCUAUCAGAAAAGUUAUAUGUCAGAGGAGUGCCUAAAAUGGAUCGAGCAAUCGAAUAUAACAUUCAAUGUGCCCUUUUUGGAGUGCAUGCAGCAGUAUUACGAGCUAGAGCCUGGUCAACAGCAGUUGAUAACCAAUUACACGGAUCGCCUGACAGACCUGUAUUUGGAUUUUGGUCGUGUAAACAAAUCCGAGUUUAAUGUGCUUAAUCAUGGAGAUUUCUGGUGCAAUAAUUUCCUCUUUCAACUGAAUGCAGGCGAGAUCAAGGAUAUUUGCUUUGUGGAUUUUCAAUUGCCAAAAUAUGGUACACCGGCUCACGACUUGUUCUGUUUGUUGAUGACAACACCUAAUAUACACAUUAAACUGGAGAAAUUCGAUGAUUUCAUAGAGUAUUAUUACGAAGAGCUUAUUGCCCAUCUGAAGCUGUUCAAGUAUGCUAAGAAAAUGCCGACAUUGACGGAAUUACAUGAGAAUCUACGACGGCACAGUCUCUGGGCAUUUGUAUGCGCUCAACGAAUGCUUCCCGUAACGCUGUUUCCCCCCAGUCCUGACUCAAAUGUUGCGAAUUUUAUGGGCGACUCAGAGACGGCUUUGGACUUUAAGCGUAAAAUGUUCACAAAUCCCAGCUUUGUGAAGCAAAUUAAGCUUAUAUUACCUUGGCUUAUUCAAAGAGGCUAUGUUAACUAAG
Messenger RNA from Drosophila arizonae, 1376 nucleotides. It is a transcript of the gene CHKov2, whose product is annotated as CHK domain ov2. The record is from RefSeq and is a predicted model, not a curated record. NCBI's taxonomy places the organism in Eukaryota, Metazoa, Arthropoda, Insecta, Diptera, Drosophilidae.